Triticum dicoccoides is the source of this 1658-nucleotide messenger RNA. Its product is annotated as equilibrative nucleotide transporter 3-like. The record is from RefSeq and is a predicted model, not a curated record. Gene Ontology annotation, molecular function: nucleoside transmembrane transporter activity. Gene Ontology annotation, cellular component: plasma membrane. NCBI's taxonomy places the organism in Eukaryota, Viridiplantae, Streptophyta, Magnoliopsida, Poales, Poaceae. The coding region runs from base 62 to 1324 and encodes 420 amino acids. The transcript has 9 exons. Gene Ontology annotation, biological process: nucleoside transmembrane transport.
CUUUCUUUUCUCAUUUGUGUUCCUUGUUCUCGUUCCACAGGGCCACCAAAGCGAACCAGGCAUGGCGUACGGCGAAGUUGACCAUCGCGGGGUGCACACAACGCAGGAGGGCAAGAGUUUGGGCGUUUUCAUCUGCUGGCUUCUGGGCAACGGAUGCCUCUUCGGGUACAACAGCAUGCUCACCAUCGAAGAUUACUUCGUCCACCUCUUCCCGAACUACCAUCCGGUCAGAGUCAUCACUCUCACCUAUCAGCCGUUCGUGCUCGUGGUAGCUGCGGUGUUCGCGUACCAUGAGGCGAAAGUAAACACCAGGGUGCGCAACUUGGUGGGGUACUCACUCUUCUUCCUCGGCUCGCUCGCUCUCAUCAUCCUGGAUCUUGCGACGUCGGGAAGAGGUGGAAUCGCAACCUUCAUCGGCGUGUGUACGGUUGUGGCGGUGUUCGGCGUCGCGGAAGGUCACGUCGAAGGUGCCAUGACCGGGGACCUGUCCUUGAUGUGCCCGGAGUUCAUACAGUCAUUUUCUGCUGGCAUGGCUGCAUCGGGCGCAAUAACGUCGGCCCUGAGGCUCGUUACAAAAGCGGCCUUCGAGAAAUCCAGAGACGGCCUUCGCAGGGGAGCUAUGUUGUUCUUCGCUGCGUCAUGCUUCUUCGAGCUGCUGUGCGUCGUGCUGUACGCCCACGUCUUCCCCAAGCUGCCAAUAGUGAAGUUCUACCGUGCAAAGGCGGCUUCCGAGGGAUCUCUGACGGUCGCCGCCGACCUUGCUGCCGCCGGCCUCCAAAGACACCCAAAACCAUCGGCUGAAGACGGCCCAGCCAUCCCUGAACGUUUGAGCAACAGGCAGCUCCUGAUGCAGAACAUUGACUACGCCUUGGACAUGUUCCUCAUCUACCUGCUGACGCUGUCCAUCUUCCCAGGGUUUCUCGCCGAAGACCUCGGAUCACACAGUCUGGGCUCCUGGUAUGCGCUGGUGCUGAUCGCGACCUACAACGGCUCGGACCUGAUCGGGAGAUACGUGCCUCUGGUGGAGGGCAUCAAGGUGACGUCUCGGAGAGGACUGCUGGCCGCGGUGCUCGCCCGGUACCUGCUCCUCCCGGCGUUCUACUGCGCCGCCAGGUACGGAGGGGAGGCCUGGAUGAUCGUCCUCGUAUCGGCUCUGGGACUCACCAACGGGUACCUGACGGUCUGCGUCCUGACCGAGGCGCCCAGACCCUACAAGGGGCCAGAACAGAAUGCUCUCGGAAACCUGCUCGUGUUUUGCCUCUUGGCAGGCAUAUGUUUAGGCGCUGUCCUUGACUGGCUGUGGCUCAUAGGCAAAGGAUGGUGAUCAAACCCAUGGCCCGCAUGUCAUCCAGACUUGUUCCAGAUUGAAAAGCACUUUUCAUCUUUCCUCUUCUUUCUUUUCUUAUUCCUUUUUGGUGUUGGUGCUCUUUCCUGCAAGGGGGCUGCAACUAGUUGGAGCACCAAGCACCUGCAGGCAAAUAGGUGAUCACGGUUUUUCUGCGCCUUGAUUGUUGUUCCACUUUCGAUGUGUGUUCACGCUGCCCUUUUAUUUAGGUUCAAUCUUAUUGCAUUUUGGUUGUCAUAGCUUUGUUCAUUAUAGACGUAUGACUAUAUCCGGAAUUUAAAACUCUGGAAAGAUGCUGAAUGUAUUAAUCGAU